This is a messenger RNA of Paralichthys olivaceus (Japanese flounder), 4585 nucleotides long. NCBI's taxonomy places the organism in Eukaryota, Metazoa, Chordata, Actinopteri, Pleuronectiformes, Paralichthyidae. The record is from RefSeq and is a predicted model, not a curated record.
AUGGCCGAGCGAGUCCAGCAGCCCCCAGCCAAGCGGCUCUGCUGCCGGCCCGGCUACAACCCGGCGUGCAGGCAGGGGCAGCGGGCUGGAGGAGUCCUGUGUGGCGGCGCGGGGUCCGCUCCGGGAGGGUCGGGAAGCGGAAAAACGCACAACCCCGAGUCGCUGCUCGACAUCGCGGCGCGCAGAGUCGCGGAGAAGUGGCCGUUCCAGCGGGUGGAGGAACGGUUCGAGCGGAUCCCGGAGCCCGUUCAGCGAAGGAUCGUGUACUGGUCGUUUCCGCGAAGCGAGAAGGAGAUCUGUAUGUAUUCCUCUUUCAACGCCGGGGGAGAGGAAAGUGGAACUAGCGGGGACAGUAAUGACGAGAGCCAGCUGCCUUUCCUGCGGGGUGUCACUCUGCUGGAGGGCGGCUGGGUGGACAACGUAUUGCAAGUCGCUCUCCGUGCCCCCACCAAUGGGUUGCCGGUGUUGGAGUCGACGGCCUCGUCAGGUGACCUGUCUCGACCCCACCACAUCGUUUCAGUGGUGCCCAACCGUUACCCGCGCUGGUUCACCCUGAGCCACAUAGAGUCUCAGCAGUGUGAGCUGGCCUCGACCAUGCUCACUGCGGCCAAAGGUGACAGUCGGAGGCUGGAGACGGUCCUGGAGUCCAUCCAGAAAAACAUUCACUCCUCGUCUCACAUCUUCAAACUGGCACAGGACGCGUUCAAGAUCGCCACUCUGAUGGACAGCCUGCCUGACAUCACACUUCUCAAAGUCUCUCUGGAGUUAGGACUGCAGGUGAUGAGAAUAACUCUGUCCACGUUAAACUGGAGGAGGAGAGAGAUGGUGCGCUGGUUAGUCACAUGUGCCACAGAAGUUGGUGUGUACGCGCUGGACAGCAUCAUGCAGAGCUGGUUCACCCUCUUCACCCCCACAGAGGCCACCAGUAUCGUGGCCACCACCGUCAUGUCCAACAGCACUAUCGUCCGCCUCCACCUGGACUGCCACCAGCAGGAGAACCUGGCCUCAUCCGCCCGCACACUCGCCCUCCAGUGUGCAAUGAAGGACCCUCAGAACUGCGCCCUCUCUGCUCUGACACUCUGUGAAAAGGACCACAUUGCCUUCGAGACAGCUUACCAGAUUGUACUGGAUGCGGCAUCGACAGGGAUGAGCUAUACACAGCUGUUCACUAUAGCACGCUACAUGGAACAUCGCGGUUACCCAAUGAGGGCGUAUAAGCUGGCGACAUUAGCCAUGGCUCAUCUGAACCUCAGUUACAACCAGGACACACACCCGGCCAUCAACGACGUGCUGUGGGCCUGUGCCCUCAGCCACUCGUUGGGAAAAAACGAGCUGGCCGCCGUCAUCCCCCUGGUGGUCAAGAGUGUGAAGUGCGCCACCGUGCUCUCGGACAUUUUGCGGCGGUGCACGCUGACCACGCCGGGGAUGGUAUCUGCACUGCACAGCCGCAGGAACUCUGGGAAACUGAUGUCGCUGGACAAGGCGCCGCUCAGGCAGCUGCUGGAUGCAACCAUCGGGGCCUACAUCAACACCACGCACUCACGCCUCACACACAUCAGCCCGCGCCACUACAGCGAGUUCAUCGAGUUCCUGGGGAAAGCCCGGGAGACUUUCAUGAUGGCUCACGACGGACACAUUCAGUUCACGCAGUUCAUAGACAACCUGAAACAGAUCUACAAGGGCAAAAAGAAACUAAUGAUGCUGGUGAGGGAGAGGUUUGGCUGAGGGUGUGGCCGGGGGUCACCGGAUGCUCCCCCCUCCUCACUCUAGUACUUUUCUAUUAACUUGAGUCUGCCUUUUGAACUUCUUUUGGACUUAUUAAAUAGACAAGUAAAAAAGAGGGAUGUGACUUGUAGAAUGAAGCAAAAAGAGAAAGGAAAAGAUGACAAAAAAUCAACAGAGCCACACGCGGUAUUAUUGUUCUUGCUGUUGUUAUUGUUAUAAACAUUAUUACUAUUAUUAUUAUUAAUAAUAUUAUUACUACUACGUGUACAGAAGUGUUUUUAUUUUUCAGAAGAGAGGAAAUUUGUCACGUUGUGAAUGUUGUGCGUAUUUCUCUACAUGUGUGCGAGAGGAAAAUGAAAAGUGAAAUGGCUUUUUGUUAUUUUUAUGAUUUAAAACAUCCUCUUUUUCCCCCCUUUUUGUUUUAGAGUAUAUUGAGUAAUAUGUAGUCAAGUGGCUGAAGCCCUUCUACGAUAGCGCUCGUGUACAAACAAGAAAAGAAAAGAAGACUAAAAAAAACGUCUCGACAUCCUCAAAGAGAAACUAAGGCUUUAAACCACACAGAGCACCUCCCUCUGUCUAGGCCCUCACCGGUGGGCGCUGGGCAGCACUGCACAGCUCGGCUCGGUUCGGCACAGCUUGGUUUAGCACUGACAGAAAGCUGCUAUCAGCAUUUCUUCAGACACAGCAGCAGCAGCAGCAGCAGCAGCACUUGAGCAGCCAUUAGUUUUCUCUGGGUCCCAGGCAUUAGCUUCAUUAGACACACACACACACACAACAAUGCUCUUAGCUAACUCGUGUUGUUGUUACUGUUGUAGUCUCACCCACCCACAUCACGAGUAGCUGUUUCACCUGUUUUACAGAGGACGGGAGGCAGUGACGACACAUUAGACAAAGAUACUGAGUAUUAUUGUUACAUUAAUGUCAUGCAGCACCGCUGGGUUUUUUUCAACAGCCCAAAUUUGGCUGAAGAACUGAUAUAGUGUAGUUUUCUAUAGUUGAAGCAGAUACCCAGAGGGAGACGACUACCUCAUGACACGAUACUGAACCUGCUCCCAGUUUUUUCUUUUCUUGGCUAUCACGGUAUUUAUUAUCUCGGAUGAGCCGACAGUGUUAAUGAAACCAGAGAUUCACUAGUGAGACCAAGGUUAUGAGGAGAUUCUGAUUCCUGCGCUCGGCUCUGCUGUACGUCACCACCCUGGCAUCGGUACUUAUACAACCCACCCCCCAAAUAAAAAAGAAUUGGCUCUGACGCACUCUGAAGAUGUAUGUCAGCCCCCCCCACCCUCUCAUCUCUACAGCCACCAUUGCACGGUAUUUUUUCGGAUGAGGCCAGUGUCAUUUCCCUCUGUGCAUGUGAAUCAUAGAAAUUAGACUUUCUGCUGUUAUAGUUCAUUGUGUGGAACCUUCAGUAAUUGUCAACCAGAACGUUCUCAGGGAUUUCUCUACACAGGAAUAAAAAAAGGCGGAACAAAUGAGCGACUGACUACAGGAAAAAGAAAAGACAAAAAUACGACCCAACAUGAGCGAGCAUUUAUUGUACUCUGUAUAUAUGCCAUAGUAUAUGUCUGAAUAUGGAGGAUCUGAAAGUAUAUGUUAACUAAUUUAUACAGAGUAUUCUAUGUAAUGUGAAAUACUUGAAGCCGCUGUAGUUUGCUCUCUCUCGCUCUCCUUUUCUUUCUCUCUUUUGUCUUCUCUCUCUCUAUUUUUUCCUCUUUUUGUUGAAAAACAGAACAUAUCAGGAGGACUUGACUUUUUUACCGCGUUGACGGCUUUUUGGACUCGCAGGGCCGCACUUGUUCAUACUUGAGACGCUGGACCCCGUCAGAAAUGCAGGUUGAGUCAAAUUGGUGAUGGCGGAGAAGAAAAGAAAAAUUCAUUCCUGCUGACUGAAGCACAGGGAGGGGAGAGAGGUCGACUACUUCAGGACAUCGGUCGAUUAAAAAAAAAAAACACAAUAAAGGAUUUCUUGAAGUACUUAAUUAUGCAUGUAAGCUGUUGUACUAGCACUCGUUCUCCAUUGGAUUCUUUGGGGGUGAAAAAAAACUAUAAUGUGCUUUACACAGGAGCUAAUUGAAGAAGAAUCUGGUUAAAAUAAUCAUGUAUUAUGUGUCCAGCCUUACAUGCUUUUAAGGACAUAUCUCGGCUGAAGUAAUAUAACACUUGUCGGAGCAAUUUAAUAGUCGUGCAACUCAAUAAGGCUCGCAGUGAUAAUUAUGCACAGGUUCAAUCUAUCCUGGAUUCAUAGUUCUCUCUUCCAUCCACCACAGAAUUGCCAGUGUCUCCUCUGCACUGUUCAGCUGUUCAGCUCAUAAUUGCCUUUCUUUUUACCUUCUUCUUUGUAUCAGAGUUUUUUCUCUCUUCUUUUUCUCUGUGCAUCUGUUUCUCUAUUUUGUGUUGAUUUGAGAUAAAAAAGCAGCCUUUUCUCUUGCCGUGUCUUAACGCUUUAAAGUAACCAAACAGGAGAUCUGUCUAACAACCAAACGUGUUUGAAAGAGGUGAGAGACGACCCACCUUGGUCCCAGCUUUAGUGUCCUUAAUUAGUAAGUGAAUGGCUGUGUAACUCAUGCUUUAACAAAGCAAUUCCUCACGUGUGUUUGGUGGAAAAAAAAUCUUACAUUGUCCAGUGUCUCUUGUUCUCUUCAGAAACAAUUUCCUCUGAGUCUUUCUAGCUGUUUUUAUUUCGGUUUUUUUUAUUAUUAUUUUUUGUUUGUUUGUGUAGGAAUCUUCUGCUCUCCCAGUUUAUUUAUUACAAUGACCCAUGUAUACAUGCUUAUGAAAUUAAGAUUUGAUACACCGAUAUCAAUUUAUUUAUGUAACUAAAUCACUGUUUUAUAAUCUUGUUAAUGAGUCAAUAAUUGAU